AAAUUAGAGAUGCUAGCAACGAUACGUUUAAGCGAAACUCGCGUUAGCGUAUUAUAAUGUACGCGUGUGAAUUUUUGUACAUCGUCGAUAGACGAUAAAAGGAACGAAUAGACGAUAAAAAGAAUCGCAAUUUACAUUCGUUGCGCAUUUUAUGCAGCAAGUAGCAUCUUAUAAGUCUGUAGAAACACGUAGCUUAGAAUAGCGAAAGGGACAAAUAUCGUAACAGAGAGACGCUACGAGCUUUAGGAGCUUUUCACCGAUAUUUUCACCUCAUCGUUGUGUCGCAAGUGGUUCGAACGUGGUGACAACGGAAUAGUGUAACAUUUAAAGAGGAACACGAACGUAAGUUGGAUCGCUUGAGUGGGUGGGAGAAUUCGUUGCUUCGAAGGUAGGCAAGGCUCUAUAUAAAAUCAAAGGAGGCUAUGGAAAAGGUACCAUACGAGUUAAAAACGUACUCUCUGUACGCUUAACGUUAUUACUAGGCCCCUCGUACGAAAUACAAAGAAAUACAACGAUGCAGCCAAUUAGCAUUGUUGUUCUUGCCGUUGUUUGUUGUUACAUCGUACCAUGUAUAAUAGCCAAAGAAGACGCUUUGCCAUCGACAGACAGCCGUUCCUCGAUUCUCGAUCAAUCUGUUGGUCAAUUAGAAAAUGAAGAAUAUUCGGGUGCUACGUUGAACAGGCAGAAAAGAACGCUUCUGUUGAAGAAAAAACUUAUCGGUGCGGGACUCUUGGGCUUCGGCUUAGGUGCCGUGAAAGGGUAUAAGCUUGGUUAUAAGACGGCUCCAGAAGUUCAUCAUGUUUAUGUAUCGAGUCCUCCAGCAUCCGUAAAAUACGUUGAAUACGUUGACAAACCUGUCUUCGUGGAAAGAAUAAUCGAGAGGCCAACUCCGGUUUUUAAACCGGUACACGUAGAAUACAGAGAAUCUUCUCCUUAUGGGCCUUGGUAAUAUCGACAGAAGUUAUCGAUCGGUGCAAGCAAUCACGUAAUAUUAAAUAAUAAUUAUAAGACAGAAAUAAUAAUUCAACAGCCGCCAUAGACCAACAAGAAGAAGUUUGUAAAAUACCAGGAGAUUUCUAUCGAAACGUCUUCGUAUUGGUUUAUUUUCAUGUACACACGCACACCUAUGUAUUUAUACAUACGUUCAAGACUCAUCGUACAAUAGAUGGAAACAAUAUUUUAUACUAUACUCGACGUUGUAUUCGUAACUAGCGAUCUAAAAUUUAAAUAGAUGCGAUAUCGUACUGUCUUAUUGCUUAAAAUGAAUUAUUGCAUCAAGACGAAUACAAAGUAACAUUGUCUCUUUAAUUAUCUUAAAGGGAAAAGAAAAGGAGUACAUAGAAAAAGAGUUUCGUUAUCUUGUAUCAUCGAUUAGAGUUUACUUUCCAUGUAUGUGUGUUCUGCUCCACGUUUUGCAUUAAUUUAUCGCACCGUUCUUAGCCGCAUCGUUGCGUAGAACAAAUUACGGAUACGUGGUUCGUUUGUCAGACGAUUGAUUUAAACGACUUAAUGUUAAAUAAACGCUCGUAUUUUUACAUCUUA
Messenger RNA from Bombus pascuorum, 1542 nucleotides. RefSeq lists its product as uncharacterized. The record is from RefSeq and is a predicted model, not a curated record. The transcript is spliced from 4 exons. Lineage: Eukaryota; Metazoa; Arthropoda; Insecta; Hymenoptera; Apidae. The coding region runs from base 515 to 949 and encodes 144 amino acids.